AUGUCGUCUUUGAUGAAACCUAGGAAAAAUAAAUAUGAGAAAAUUAAACAUUUGGGAGAGGGACAGUUUGCAAAUGUGUAUCAAGCUAAGGAUCUUUAUACAGGAAAAAUUGUUGCAAUUAAAAAGAUUAAACUCGGUUCAAGACACGAGGCUCGUGAUGGCAUUAAUCGAACUGCAAUUCGUGAGAUUAAAUUACUUACAGAAUUGUAUCACGACAAUGUAAUAGCUUUGUUGGAUGUAAUUGGGCACAGAACAAGUAUUCAACUUGUUUUUGAUUUUAUGGAGACUGAUUUGGAGAAUUUAAUUAAAGACAACAAUACAAUUCUUCAACAUUCCCAUAUUAAAAAUAUUCUUUUACAAGAUUUGAAACCAAAUAAUUUAUUAAUGAAUUUAAAUGGAAGAAUAAAAAUUGCUGAUUUUGGAUUGGCACGUUAUUUUGGCUCUCCUACAAGAAUAUAUACACAUCAAGUUGUUACACGAUGGUAUCGAGCUCCAGAACUUCUUUACGGAGCUAGGGCCUAUGGAGUUGGAGUUGAUACAUGGGCAAUGGGUUGUAUAAUUGCAGAAUUACUUUUGAGAGUUCCCAUAUUCCCAGGCGAAUCUGAUCUCGAUCAAUUGGUUAAGAUUUAUAAUGUUCUUGGUAUGCCUACUGAAGAGACUUGGCCUGGACUUACUUCUUUGCCUGAUUAUAUCCAAUUACAAAAUUGUGGUCAAGGUUAUGAACUCAAAAAUGUAUUUCCGGCAGCAAGUGAUGACCUUUUAGAAUUAAUUUUUGGUUGUUUACUUUUUGAUCCAUUAAAAAGAUUAACGGCAACACAAUCACUUCAUUCACAAUAUUUUAAAUCUUUACCCUAUGCUUGUGAUGAUUCUGAAUUGCCAAUAGUUAAACAACAACGUAAACGAAAACAACAACAAAUAUCAUUAAAAGAAAAAAUUGCAAAUGGAGAAGAACCUCCAUUUACACGAAGAAGACUUGAAUUUUAA
Messenger RNA from Meloidogyne enterolobii, 984 nucleotides. The record is from the annotation of a GenBank genome assembly. NCBI's taxonomy places the organism in Eukaryota, Metazoa, Nematoda, Chromadorea, Rhabditida, Meloidogynidae.